Cicer arietinum (chickpea) is the source of this 2096-nucleotide messenger RNA. Its product is annotated as very-long-chain aldehyde decarbonylase CER1-like. Gene Ontology annotation, molecular function: iron ion binding; oxidoreductase activity. The record is from RefSeq and is a predicted model, not a curated record. Gene Ontology annotation, biological process: lipid biosynthetic process. NCBI's taxonomy places the organism in Eukaryota, Viridiplantae, Streptophyta, Magnoliopsida, Fabales, Fabaceae.
UUCCAUAUGCUAAGAUCUCAUAUCACAUCACAUAUUCAUAAUAUGGCUUCCAAACCAGGCAUCCUUACAAACUGGCCUUGGAAACCUCUUGGAAGCUUCAAGUUGGUGAUUAUAAGCCCGUGGAUUGCACAUAGCAUAUACUCUUUCAUAAAGGGUGAAAGGGACCCAGUGUACCAACUCAUAUUCCCUCAUAUAUUCUUCAGAUUGCUACACAGCCAGAUUUGGAUUUCUGUCUCACGCUACCAAACUGCUAAAGGCAAAAGCAAAAUUGUUGACAAAGGCCUCGAAUUUGAACAAGUCGACAGAGAAACCAAUUGGGAUGACCAAAUUUUAUUUACUGCACUAAUAACGUAUAUAGGAUACACAAUAAUGCCUAUGAGUGCCAAUUUACCUUGGUGGAGAACAGAUGGUGUAGUUUUUACUGCUAUCUUGCAUGCUGGACCAGUGGAGUUCUUAUAUUAUUGGCUACACAGAGCGCUUCAUCAUCAUUAUCUCUACUCUCGCUAUCAUUCUCAUCAUCAUUCUUCAAUUGUCACUGAGCCUAUCACUUCUGUGAUACAUCCAUUUGGUGAGCACUUGGCGUAUUUUACGCUUUUCGCUAUACCAAUUUUGACAACAAUCCUCACCAAAACAUCUUCUGUGGCUGCUCUGUUUGGCUACAUCUUUUUCAUCGAUUUCAUGAACAACAUGGGUCAUUGCAACUUUGAGUUCUUUCCUCCCAAACUCUAUUCAUUCUUUCCCCAAUUGAAGUAUCUCAUAUACACGCCAUCGUAUCACUCACUGCAUCACACAAAAUUUAGGACUAAUUACUCACUUUUCAUGCCUAUGUAUGAUUACAUCUACGGUACUGUAGAUAAAUCCACAGAUGCUACAUAUGAAGCUUCCUUAAAGAAACCAAAGGAGUCACCAGAUGUGGUUCAUUUAACACAUUUAACCACACUUGAUUCUAUUUAUCAAUUGCGCUUAGGAUUUUCUUCCUUAGCCUCCAAUCCUCAAACAUCUAUAUGGUAUCUACCUUUACUGUGGCCCUUUACAAUGUGUUCUAUCUUUAUGACUUGGAUUACUGGGACUGCAUUUCUUUUAGAAAGCAACACCUUCAAGGAUCUCAAGCUUCACUGUUGGCUUAUACCAAGAUUUAAAACACAAUAUUUCUCAAAAAAGCAGAGCAUAACAUUGAACAACUUGAUUGAAGAUGCAAUUAUAGAGGCUGAGUUAAGUGGAGCAAAGGUGAUAAGUCUAGGACUUUUAAAUCAGAAACAACAUUGGGAACUUUAUAUAGAAAGGUUCCCACAACUGAAAAUAAAAAUUGUAGACGGCAGUAGCCUAGCUGCUGCUACUGUGCUAAACAACAUUCCUAAAGGGACAAAUCAAGUGCUUCUUCGUGGCAAGUUUAAUAAGGUUGCCUUUGCCAUUGCUAAUGCUUUAUCCACCAAAAAUGUACAGGUGGGUGUAUUAUAUGAGGAUGAGCUUAAAGAGCUUGAACAAAGGGUCAUCGUAUCAAAGGGAAGCUCGACAAUUUUACCAAUUGAUACUCCAAAGAUAUGGUUAGUUGGAGAUGAAUGGGAUGAAAAUGAGCAAAUGAAAGCAGCAGAAGGAACAUUGUUCAUACCAUUUUCUCAAUUUCCUCCAAAGAAAAUGCGAAAAAGAUGCUUCUACCACUAUACACCAGCAAUGGUUACUCCUCCUACAUUCACGAAUUCACACUCUUGCGAGAAUUGGCUUCCAAGAAGAGUAAUGAGUGCGUGGCGAAUUGGUGGAAUAAUUCAUGCCUUAGAGGGAUGGAAUGUCCAUGAGUGUGGUUCCACUAUACUUAGCACUGACAAAGUAUGGGAAGCAACUAUUCGUCAUGGUUUCCAACCUCUAAAGAUUCUCACUAAUCAAGCCUCCCUAAUGGCUUCACAUUAAUUAAUUAUAUAUCUUAUGCAUAUACUAUUAUUCUACCUCGUUUGAGUUGUCAAAGUUUGUUAUACAUUAAUUACCACUUGUCAAGAGUUCAGCACUGUAUGCUGUUUCAAUUUUCAAACUAUUAGUAAUAUACUACUUUGAAUAACUGGUUAAUUUUAAUUAUUUUAUAUGAACGUGUUGAUCGAUCUAAA